UUUGAGUCUCUCGGGGAACAAGGAAACGAUGCUCGAAAAUGGAGGGAGCAUACCCAAACUGUCUUAUUUUAUUUUCUAAAGCAACUUUCAAAACUUCUAGAAAAAAGGUCGGAAAACGGCAUACUUUUUCGUCCAUAUGGAAGCGCUGCUGAAGAUUUAAAGUGCAUUGAGCCAGAUGAUGUGGGAGAUGUGGAUAUUGUGAUAUAUCCUGAUUCAGACAAUUUGAUGAUCCACGAGGGAUUUAUUGAAUAUUUACCGGAGAAUCCAAUGCACGUCAGAAUCAAAGGAGCUGAUCACCCUGUUCUAAAGUCCUGCCUUGUAGAAGACAAAGAGUACGUAGCCACCUCGGCUUUAAAGAAGUUUCACCCGGCAAUUUAUGGACGUUCAGCGCCUUACAUAGUAGAUAUUACCACCCGUGCUCAUCAACAGAUAAUGUUGACUCCAGAACGGUCAUCCCUUCUACAAAGUACCUCCUAUUUAAAAGACAAGGAAGCCAGUCCUGCUAUUACUGUCAAUUUUACCCGGUCGUUAAAUAAACAACCGAGUGAUGCCUCGCCUCAUGUUGACACAGAAGAAUGGGAAUGGCUGGUACAUGUCUUUUGUAAUCUUACCGGAACUGUUUAUACCAAAGAACAUGCCAAGAUUAUUGACGAUAUUACUCAGUUUAUGAAUGAAGUAGGUAUGUAUCUUGAUAACAAACGUCUGAACACUGUUUCAGAAAUGCUGCCGGUUUUUAUUGAGUUUUAUCAGAGCGACAGAGCCAAAACCCUUCAAGCUCGAUUUCAAAGCAUUUCUAAGAACCAACCACAUGAUUAUGAGACCCGGAGGAAGAAGAACAUGGAAUUUCGAAAAAUUGGCGAAAAGCAACAUGUCUUGUCGGGCGAGCAACAAAGAAAAGAAAAUAACGCAAACUUAUUUCAGAGGACAUGCUCAUCCUGUGAAUUGCCGUGUGUCAAGACAGAACAUUGCAAGGGAUCACAAACAAAUGCUACAGAGUUUCACUCCGACAUGAGGAAUCACUCCGGAAACAGUGACUGUGAUGCGAUAGACGAAAGGAGCGAGACAAAACGUAGUGGGGACUUCGUUGAAAACCAUAUUUCGUCCGAAAAAGAGCAGCUAUUGACAAUGCAGAAGUAUCAAAGUCCCUCUCAAGGUGAAGCGGAAGCACGUGAAAAGCGAAUACAAAACCUCUUUUUCGAUCACCUGUUUGGAUCCAUAACUGAACUAGGAGAACAUUCCAUUAAGGAAGCCACCAAAGUCACAGACUUUGAAAAGUGUUCGGAUCAUCAAGAAGGUGGAUUCGACUUCGUUCCAGCAUUUAAAGCUCCAGGAUGGCCCAUGGUUGCGCAAGAAUGGAUCACAAGAGAACGCAAGUGGCCUUCACAGGAGGUAAUCGACCAAAUUCUCCAGGAGGGUUUUCAUCUGGUCGUUAAAGCGCCAAAGAAUGAGGGUAAUCUAGAAUGCGAUUUCAGAAUAUCAUUUGCAAAUGCAGAAUACCUCUUAAGCAGAGAGUUAAACGAAGUCCAGCGUGAGUGUUACUGGUGCCUAAAAAAAUUUCAUCGAGCCUAUCUUUCCACAAAACCCAAGAGUUUGGUGUCGUUUCACCUGAAGAACCUCUUUCUGCAAACAGUUGAAGAGACUGGUACUGAAAUUUGGACGCAAAGCAACAGAGUUUAUGAGACAUUUCUGAGUUAG
Molecule: messenger RNA, 1695 nt
Organism: Porites evermanni
Lineage: Eukaryota; Metazoa; Cnidaria; Anthozoa; Scleractinia; Poritidae
Source: the annotation of a GenBank genome assembly